Terrapene triunguis (Three-toed box turtle) is the source of this 2214-nucleotide messenger RNA. Its product is annotated as bile acid receptor-like. Lineage: Eukaryota; Metazoa; Chordata; Testudines; Emydidae. Gene Ontology annotation, biological process: negative regulation of transcription by RNA polymerase II; positive regulation of transcription by RNA polymerase II; negative regulation of inflammatory response. Gene Ontology annotation, molecular function: RNA polymerase II cis-regulatory region sequence-specific DNA binding; zinc ion binding; nuclear receptor activity. Bases 537 to 2099 code for a protein of 520 amino acids. The transcript is spliced from 13 exons. The record is from RefSeq and is a predicted model, not a curated record.
CACAUAGAACAACCAUCAAAAGGAUGUUGGAAACACACACAUCAGUUUAAAAAAAUGCAUAUUUACCGAAGGAAAAAAUUUAGACUUUGUCCAUGCCGAAUUGAUCUGAUUGAUAAGGCCCCCACCCAGGAUUCAUUGAGUCACUCUCUUUCAAACAAAUAUUUACUAGCAGAGAUAACACAAUGGCAGCAUUCCAGCCUCACAGCACCUUUUCUCCUUGUGCUGGUGACGUGAGGGGAAAGUUUUCUAUUCCAUGAAUAUGUCUAUGCUGGGGGAGGGUAUUAAUGUAUAUUUUGGGAGAGGAGGUAUAUGCCUCAAGAUAUGGCUUCAGUUCAGAUUCCCUGGAGUCAUAAAAUCAUCUUCUCAGAUGGUUCCUCCUGAGCUGAGUUGAAGCAUAUUGGUUGGGGACAGUGCUGGCCAGAAGUUUGCACUGCCACUGCCCAUCUUGUACUUGCUCUGGGGAUAUGCAUAGAACUUCUGAGUCCAAGGCUGUCAGACUGAUUUUCUUCUUAAAAGCCCAUCAUACACCAAAGUGAAUGAAACAGUGGGAGCUGGAGCAGAGUAUGGCAAAUACCUUUGUAACUGUAUCUGAUGGGUACUGUCUUGCUGAACCCAUUCAAUAUUAUGAUGUUUUGCCAGAGCACAUCAAUUAUCAGCUGCAAGACUCAGACUUUCAGGCUACUCCUUACUGCCAGUAUUCAACUGUUCAGUUUCCUCCAAUGUUACAGUCACAACCUUCCCAGUCACAAUACAACACAUACAGCCUGGAUUCUCAAUACAGUGAUGGGCAGUACAUAAUCAGUAAUUGUGAAUUAAACAAGCCCCCCUGCAUGGUUGCCCAUAAUGAUGAUGAUGGAUAUCAUGGACUAAAAAGGCCAAGACUAAGUCAUUCCUCCUUGCGAAUGAAGGGUCAGGAAGAGCUCUGUGUUGUAUGUGGGGACAAAGCCUCAGGAUACCACUACAAUGCGCUCACUUGUGAAGGCUGUAAAGACUCAUCCACUCAUUUGUCAGGAUUCUUUCGACGUAGUAUUACCAAAAAUGCAAUAUAUAGAUGCAAGAAUGGUGGCCACUGUGAAAUGGACAUGUACAUGCGGAGGAAGUGUCAGGAGUGUCGCCUGAAGAAGUGUAAGGCUGUGGGAAUGUUGGCAGAGUGUUUGCUGACUGAAGUCCAGUGUAAAUCAAAACGACUCCGAAAGAAUUUCAAGCAGAAGAGCAGUUUCCUUUGUAGCAUCAAGGUGGAAGAUGAGGGAGUAAACAGCAAGCAUGUUUCAUCCACAACUAGACCUGGAAAAAUCCAAGAGAGGAUGGAACUAACUCCAGUGGAACAUCAACUUAUUGAUCACAUUGUGGCAGCCCAUCAAAAAUAUACAAUUCCCCUAGAGGAAGCAAAGAAGUUUCUGCAGGAAACUGCAAACCCUGAAGAGAGUUUUCUGCGGCUCUCAGAGACAGCAGUUGUUCAUGUGCAAGUACUAGUGGAUUUCACAAAGAGACUCCCAGGAUUUGAAAGUUUAGCCAAUGAUGACCAGAUUGCAUUGUUAAAAGGUUCAACGGUGGAAGCAAUGUUUUUGCGUUCGGCCCAGAUAUAUAAUCAAAGAGCUAAUGAAUGCCAGUCAUCAGUGAGUGAAAGUCAUGUAAGAUUUUCUGAUCAUGCUGUGUAUUGUCAUGUUCAAGACAUUGAUAAAAGCACUAUUUAUUCCAUGGAAAUAUCUCACAGUGAAGAGAGUCCAACUUCCACAACUACCACAGGUAUCACUGAGGAGUUUAUCACUGCGCUAUUUUACUUCUACAGAAGCAUGGGAGAACUUAAUGUGACUGAGACGGAAUAUGCCCUACUUGUAGCAACUAUUAUAUUUUUUUCAGAUCGCCCACUCCUAAAAAACAAACAACACGUGGAAAAACUCCAAGAACCCCUUUUAGGUAUUUUGUACAAAUAUUCAAAAAUUUAUCAUCCAGAAGAUCCACAGCAUUUUGCACGCCUCAUAGGGAGGCUUACCGAACUCAGGACCCUCAAUCACAACCAUUCAGAAGUGCUAGUAACUUGGAGGACAAAAGACCCCAAACUGACCUCUUUACUCUGUGAAAUUUGGGAUUUGCAUUGAACUAUAUUACUGUUGUUAUACAAAUGGCUGAUUUUCCUUAAACUUGCAGAAAUGCAAACUGUUCAGAAACGUCUUACUUUUAUAAAAACAUACUAAAAUUUUCACUUUUAUUUUA